Molecule: messenger RNA, 1210 nt
Organism: Sesamum indicum (sesame)
Lineage: Eukaryota; Viridiplantae; Streptophyta; Magnoliopsida; Lamiales; Pedaliaceae
Product: tetraspanin-8
Biological process (GO): auxin-activated signaling pathway
Cellular component (GO): membrane
Source: RefSeq, a predicted model, not a curated record
UAGCACAAACAAACAACAAACAAGAAAAGGAACCCCCUAAAAAAAUAAAAAAAUCCUUAUCAGAUCCUACAGGGUUUUGUCGUUCCUUUUCCUUCCUGUUGGCCAUUGUCUUCAAUGAUCUGAUCAUCCUUUUUCUUUCUCAAUUUCCUUGCAUUAAUUGUUCUAUAUAUACACAUUCAUGUUUAUAUAUCUGAAAAUUUGAAGAAAAAUGGCCCGCGUAAGCAAUGGGAUGAUCACAGCGGUCAACAUCCUGACCGUCGUCAUAGCGUUGUCCGCCGUCGGUUUCUCCCUUUGGUUCCACGUAAAACAAGAAUCUCCGUGCCAGAAGGUGCUGAAAACACCUAUUCUGGUGGUGGGCGCCGCCCUGCUGGUGGUAUCCUUGGCGGGACUGGUGGGCUCGUGCUGCCGCGUCUCCUUCUUCCUGUGGUUCUACCUCUUCGUGCUGUUUCUGCUGAUUGUCGGCCUCAUUGUCUUCACCGUUUUCACCAUAAUCGUGACAAACAAAGGGAUCGGACAAGCGCUCUCCCGCAAAGGGAUUGGGAAUCACAGGCUGGGGGACUACUCAAGAUGGCUGCAGAAGUAUGUUAUUAAUGCAGAGAAUUGGAAUGAAAUCAAGAGCUGUUUGGUCGACGUGAAGCUAUGCCAAAGGAUUGCGGGUGGCAAGGCCAAGGACUUUUACACACACCUUUUGCCUCCUAUUCUGUCUGGUUGCUGCAAGCCACCAAAUUACUGUGGGUUUGAGUUCCAGAACGCGACCUAUUGGAUUAUGCCCACGACGGGGCCAGCAGUGCCUGACCCGGAUUGCAAGGCAUGGAGCAACAUUCAGACAGAGCUGUGCUUCAAUUGCGAGGCGUGCAAGGCAGCCAUCCUGGACGACAUAAAGAGAGAAUGGAGGUUGUUGGCUCUUAUAAACCUAGGCAUUCUUGUUUUGGUUGUAAUCGUCUACACCAUUGGCUGCUGUGCUCUGAGGAACAACCGGUGUGACAAGAGGAAGCAAAAAGGAUAUUUAUAACUGAUAUAAUUUUCUUGUCUGUUUGUUUGAAGCAUAUUAUCCAUUGUUUAGCUUCUUGAUGAAAGCUAAAACCCUACUUCAAAAGAACUUGAUUUGUCGCAUCUUGAUUAAGAUCAGCUCAUCAGAUGGAUGUAUACAUUCUAUUAUCGGGUGAUAUUGUAUAUUCAUAUUGAGAGGUGAUUCGUGUGAUGUUUUAGA